ACAGGGCGCCCUCCUGAGCGGCCGGACCUCAGCCAGGAGGAAGCUCGCACUCCGAGCGCGCAUCCUGCGGGCGCGGGUCAUGGCGCGGCUCCCGAAGCUCGCGGUCUUUGAUCUGGAUUACACGCUCUGGCCUUUCUGGGUCGACACGCACGUAGAUCCCCCGUUCUACAAGAGCAGUGAUGGGACUGUACGAGAUAGGCGGGGCCAGAACGUCCGACUGUACCCAGAGGUGCCUGAAGUUCUGGAACGAUUGCACGGCCUUGGGGUGCCGGUCGCGGCCGCUUCACGGACAAGUGAGAUAGAAGGGGCCAACCAGCUACUGGAGCUCUUUGACCUUGUCAGAUACUUUGUUCAUCGGGAAAUCUAUCCGGGCAGCAAGGUCACACACUUUGAGAGGUUGCAGCAGAAGACUGGAGUUCCUUUCUCCCAGAUGAUCUUCUUUGAUGAUGAGUGGAGGAAUAUUGUAGAUGUCAGCAAACUGGGUACUGAGUGGUGUUACUUGCAUUCACGUCCAAAACGGAAUGAAUCUACAAACCUUAACUCAAGGAUUAGAGAUGUUUGCAAAAGCCCAAAUUGGGCCCUGGGGUCCAGCCCUAUGAAUGAGCCUCAUUUGAGGCCUAAAACUGAAAGGAAAUCAAGAAGGCAUUUUCAGGGAAGGAGGAGAAGGGGCCAACCCCUGAAGCAGCAAUACAGCAACUGAAGGAGACAGAAAAGAUACUGAUCA
Molecule: messenger RNA, 724 nt
Organism: Cynocephalus volans (Philippine flying lemur)
Lineage: Eukaryota; Metazoa; Chordata; Mammalia; Dermoptera; Cynocephalidae
Gene: MDP1
Product: magnesium dependent phosphatase 1
Exons: 7
Coding region: 80-700 (206 amino acids)
Molecular function (GO): acid phosphatase activity
Source: RefSeq, a predicted model, not a curated record